AACUUACAUUUCUAUAGUUUAAAAAACCAGAUGAUUUGUACAUUUUAUUGUUUAAUCUCUGGUGAAAGUCCUCAGUGUCUCUAGAAAUUGUUUUGAUUAAUUUUUUUACAUUUAUGUCUCUUAAAUAUUGAUGCACAGUUUGCUUUUUCCGCUAUUCAAGCAUAACUGUACCAAAUCAACACUACAUUCCCUCAUUAUGGUGAUCUCUUGUUAGCUUUUGAAGCUCUCCUUUGUAUUACAUGUGUGCAAUAUUUUUAGCCAAACAAGCUCAGCAUUAAUAUCAUUUUAAAAUUGUUUGACUCACUUAAUCAUCUUUGAAUUACAAUCAUGAUACUUUCAACGUUACCUCAACCAACAUAUUGUAACCCUGUUUUUGGGUUACUUCUAGUUUUAUUUGUAUCACAAACAUUAUGUUUACCGGGCUCUUAUUUCAAUUCUUCAUCUCUAAAUGAUACCUCAGUGAACCGGACAAUAUCAUCAACCUUCAAAUAUCUAUUAAGAUCUCCAAGAUCACCAUCAGAUUCAUCUAGUUCAUACUCAUAUACAACUGCUCCUGAAGAGGGUUUACCUGUAUCACUUGGUCUACUUGUUGCUACCGGUCGUACAAAUGGAUCAGGCAUAACCUAUUGUAUAGCACAUUACAAUUCUAGAGAGAUUGCUGAUGGGCCUGAUAAAGCUCAAUUUUUCAACCUGAUUAAGGCCGACGAUAUCAAUUUUUGCUCACCACCACCGAAGUCUCAGAAUGGUCUAUCUGAUGCAGGGUCUUACAUUUUGACUAACUUCAACAAUAAGUGCACUUUAAUUGAACAAGCUGUCAACGUUCAAGACUAUUAUAAAGAUUGUAAAGGUAUCAUUAUAUCACUUCCUAAUGAUGUCAAUGUUUACAAGCUGUUUGUCAAAAGAAACAUCACGGAUCCUAAAUUCAUCAUUGCCUUGAUUGGUGAAGAUUCAACUGCCGAUAUGUUAAACAGAUAUCAGAAUCAAGUUAGAGCAAUGGUUUACCAGCCUAAAGAUAGUAAUGAUGAAGAACGAGGUAUUUUUGAAUCAAGUUUGGUUGGUAUCUGGUUAAUUGCUGUCUUUACAGUUGCCAUUGGAGGAUAUUCAUCAGGGAUUCUUCGAUAUGAGUUAUUUUUGACCCGUCAACUACAUGAAAAUGAAGCUGCUUUAGAAGAAUCAGAGGAAGAAGGAAGUAAUGACCAAGAAAGAAAAAAGAAAAAGAAGACGAAGUUGGAUGAUGCAGUUCUGGAUGUGACUCCAACAACUGUUGUCUUCUUUGUCAUUUAUAUGUGUGCGGUCCUUUUAAUAUUGUACUUCUUCUACUCUUAUCUGAUUUUCAUCAUGAUUAUAUUUUUCGUCGUUUUCUGUACAAUCUCAAUAUACUCACUAAUCAUGGGUUUAUCAGUUAACUAUGUUGCACCUCGGUUAAAUACUAAAUGGUCUAAAUACGGUUGGCGAAUUGGAGUUACCUUGGUUUCCUUAAUAGCUCCAGUUACUUGGUUUUUCAUUCGCAAAACAAAUCAAGCUUGGAGUCUUCAAAAUGCGCUGGCCAUAAUAUUUUGUAUUCACAUUCUGCAAAACCUUCGGUUUCCCAAUUUUCGAAUAACUAGUUUCCUGUUGACAUUGCUAUUCGCCUAUGAUAUUUUCUUUGUAUUCCUUACUCCCUUCUUGACCAGUGAUGGCGAAUCUAUCAUGGUAAAAGUAGCCACAGGAGGAACCAGCUCUGAAAUAUCUUACUCAUUUGGAAUUAAAUCGAUCAGUGAAUCUCUUCCGGUUGUUUUUCAAUGGCCUCGCUCAUUAUCUUCAACCCUUUUCUCAGACAAAUGCUACCAAGGUCGAGUAUUUUGGACAUCAAAACUUGGUUUUGGAGAUGUUUUGGUUCCAGGUUUUCUAGUUUCCUAUUGUCACGCUUUAGAUCUUUUCCAAAAAACACCUUAUCGUCUCUAUUUUACGGUUGAAUGUAUAUUUUACGGACUUGGACUAAUUGUUACUUUUAUUGCUCUCAAUUUGAUGAACCAAGCUCAACCAGCUUUACUUUACCUUGUCCCAGCCACUUUAGUUCCUCCCUUGGUCAUUGCUUGGUUCCGUAAUGAGAUAAAUAUCCUCUGGUAUGGACCAGAACCUGCAGCUAUCGAAGCUCGUUUAAGAGAGAGAGCAGCAUUGGCUAACAAUAUCGAGAAUGGACCAGCACCAAACAACGUUUCUGCCAAUCAGGAAGAAACUGCAAGCUCAAACAAUCCGAAAGAAUCUCUUGUCACUAAUCAGCUGAAUGAAGGGACAAACACUCAAGAAAACAAAAGCUCUUAAAAGAUUUUAAAUCUCCAAAGAGAUUAUGAAAUUAAUUUUGUCAUUCGUUACUCUUAUGGCAUCUCGAUGAUUUUGUCUAUUGUUCUUGUUUAUCAACACCGCCAGCACUAUAACCAUAUUCAUCUUUAUCAUGAAUAUCACCAAUCAUUAAUUGGCUAUUUUAUUUUAAAUGGCUUUUAUUUUGAAUGUUGUUGAGUGCCUUUUCAAUUUAGUUAUUGUUCGCCCAAAUCAUCGUUAAUACCUAUUCCAGUCUGUUUUCAGACUUUUUUGUCAAAAGUGGAUCUUUCAAUUUAAAAUUUUUAUAAACUUUGUCAAUUAAGUGCCUGACAAUCUUAAUAGUCGUCAGUUAAAUACAUUUCCAUCAGUGUUAUUUAUGUUAUCGUGUAAUGAUACACAAUUCUUGUGAAAAAUUUGUAAAACAAUUAUAAAAAAACAUUAAAAAGACAAUCUUAAAAAUCAAAA
Messenger RNA from Tetranychus urticae (two-spotted spider mite), 2766 nucleotides. Its product is annotated as signal peptide peptidase-like 2A. Gene Ontology annotation, cellular component: Golgi-associated vesicle membrane; lysosomal membrane; cytoplasmic side of endoplasmic reticulum membrane. Gene Ontology annotation, molecular function: aspartic endopeptidase activity, intramembrane cleaving. Lineage: Eukaryota; Metazoa; Arthropoda; Arachnida; Trombidiformes; Tetranychidae. Gene Ontology annotation, biological process: membrane protein proteolysis. The record is from RefSeq and is a predicted model, not a curated record.